GUAGGGUAGCAGACAGCUGAAAGCUAUGGGACUGAAAAAGUCCAAGGUUGAAGUCAAACUUUUGAAAAUCUGGCAGUCUAUAAAUCUUGCUUUCCUUGCCUUCUUCUCAUCGUGAGGCGAUAAGGUUAUCUUAAGUUAUUGUUUCUGCUUCUGAUGAAGAUGGAUGGCUUUCCAGCAAAGUUGGUGGUAAUUGCAGCACUAGUGUUGCUUCUUAUGGGGGAUUUCCAAGCAACUUGUGAAACAUUACUUCCUCAUGGUCGUGGGAAGAGUAGUUUAUGGCAUAUUGACUGUAGAGAUGGCUUGGCAGAGAUACAUAUUGGAAGAAAACAAGGUACCUUUGGAUGUCAAGUCAGAAAAAUGAAUGGUUUUCCAGCAAAAUUUACGGUACUUGCAGCCACCGUGUUGCUUGUUCUGGGGGAUUUUGCAGCAACUUCUGCCUUGAUUCCAGUUGGUGGUAAGCAGAGGACUUCAGCAUUUGCGCCUGACAGUAAAGAUGGCUCAAGAUACACAUUUUCAAGGAGAGAAGGUUGCUUUGGAUGUCAAAGUAUGAACCUUAACAAAGGCAGGCAAGUGCUGCUGAGAUUGAGGAGGCUGCAACAAACAAGAAGAUUUACAAGGCCACCACCCCCACCGAUCAGAAAUUCCUUUGGGAUAUGGUCUGCUCCCCCUGCUCCUCCUCCAUCACUCACUGCAUGAUUAGCCAUGCUUCUUUUUUCAUUUGGAAAAUCAAUCUACGCAAGAACCAAACAAUUGCAUGCUCUGAUUUGGAUGGUGGACAUUUCAAGCAAACCUUUUUUGAUAUUCUAAAUACUCAAUCCAAGACAAUA
This is a messenger RNA of Prunus mume (Japanese apricot), 827 nucleotides long. RefSeq lists its product as uncharacterized. The record is from RefSeq and is a predicted model, not a curated record. Lineage: Eukaryota; Viridiplantae; Streptophyta; Magnoliopsida; Rosales; Rosaceae.